This is a messenger RNA of Blastomyces dermatitidis ER-3, 1675 nucleotides long. RefSeq lists its product as uncharacterized. Lineage: Eukaryota; Fungi; Ascomycota; Eurotiomycetes; Onygenales; Ajellomycetaceae. Bases 1 to 837 code for a protein of 278 amino acids. The transcript has 3 exons. Gene Ontology annotation, cellular component: transcription factor TFIIH holo complex. The record is from RefSeq and is a predicted model, not a curated record.
AUGGAAUCGGGGUCAGAUUUAGUAAUAGGGGGAGAAGGAGGAGGAUUCAUGCCCGCUUCCCUCCCCUCCCCACCUGCAUCUUCCGUGUACUCGACCUCCACCAUUACGCCGAAUCUCCCGCAACAGAGAAAACAAACCCUCAGACCAGGAAGCGCCAAAGAGAUGACAGUCAUCAACUUCGUCGACAGUCACAUACUAGCUAUAAACCGGCGGCACGCGAAGAAAUUUAGCAGCGCGUUCGCCGGGGACGAGAGUGAGACAGAUCGGGGCUAUGAGAAUUUUCGCGAGGUUGUGAAGGAUAUCGAGGCGAUUGUUGACGUGCUUUGGGUUAGCGGAACUCCAUCACUCCAAAUCCCCUACCUCAUCUCCCUAGCAGGUCUACUAAAUACCUACCUCCCGGAUUUCCCCUUCUCCGCACGCGCAACGUUCAAACUUCUCAGGAAAUUUGACACCAUCUUCGCUUCUCUGCUGCUGGGGGAGGACUUGCAAACAGGACACCCGCUACCGGGCUUCGAAGGCAAGCUUGGAGUGGUUUCCGUCACGGAGAAGGUGAGGAUUAAGAGUCUUGCGGAGAGUGCGCGGAUUAUUGUUGUCAGUGCGCAGGGGAAGGAGGACGAGGAGGACGGUGUAGGUAUGGGUAGGGAUUAUGGUGAUGACGAUGAUGACGAUGACGACGGAGGAGGAGAUCGGGAUGGGGACUAUGAGAGUGGUGGAGGGGGAAGGUCGGACCUCGAGGGCUUUGGAGACGAACUUGGGAGGUGGGAGGUGGAGUCAGGGAGGGUAUAUGAGAGGACUAUUCAGAUAUUGGGGGAUGAGUUGGGGAAGCAGGAUAGGUGAGAAAAUAUCAUAAAAGGCAUCAUUUAAUUGAUAGGAACAUGUAGUUACGUAGUAGUUGGGAAGGUACGUACGGUAGGUACGCUUAAGGUUUUAUUUCCCAGUGAUUCCAUCUCAAAACAGAUGUUGUGUUGUGCGCGUUCCUGUUAAACUUUCUCUAAUUCGUCUCGCUUCCGAGACAUGAAAAAUAAAUGCUCGUGGCCAGGCUUCGGUGUGUCUUACUUAGGUACUGUACAAGUACAAGGAUAUAUAGUCUGACAAUUGGACAGUAGUAGUACUCCAUGUCUGAGCAGGUUGUUAGUUAGUACAAUGAUGUAUAUAUAUCCAUAUAUGGAGGAUAUCCCUCUUCUUCAUACUCUGUACAGAUAUUGGUGGAUAGGGCGAUACCAGUGGUUGUAAACAAAGCAGCUUCUUGACUGUAGACAGCGUAAUUGAAUAACGACUCCUCCCUGCUUUCAUUUCGUUCUUUCUUCGAACUCGGUUUUUCUUUAUUUAACCAUUUUUCCCAUUUUUUACCGUUUUGCAUAUUUUUUUUUUUUUUUUUUUUCCCCUUCGUCCCUUGCAGCAAGCCCAAUUGCUUCCUUUCCUACAAAGUACUAAAACGGGAAUUCUUCUGGUUCAAUUUCUUCUCUCCUUUCUCCAUUUAUCUCUUCUUCUUCUCUUCCAUCUAACUCAUAACCAUCGAUUUACUUCUCCUUCCUCAUUGUUGUUGGUCGCUGGUCGUUCUUCGUUCUUCGUUGUUCGUCGUUCAGCUUUGAACCUCCCCCUUGCGCUGGUUAUCUAUCCAUUUAUUAUUUAUUUAUCCCUCUCUCUCCCUCCCGUUUGCUGGUUAGUUUUCAUU